Molecule: messenger RNA, 4403 nt
Organism: Enhydra lutris kenyoni (northern sea otter)
Lineage: Eukaryota; Metazoa; Chordata; Mammalia; Carnivora; Mustelidae
Gene: INF2
Product: inverted formin, FH2 and WH2 domain containing
Biological process (GO): actin cytoskeleton organization
Molecular function (GO): small GTPase binding; actin binding
Source: RefSeq, a predicted model, not a curated record
UCGGCAAGAUGUCGGUGAAGGAGGGUGUGCAGCGCAAGUGGGCGGCACUCAAAGAGAAGCUGGGGCCACAGGACUCGGACCCCACGGAGGCCAACCUGGAGAGCGCGGACCCCGAGCUGUGCAUCCGGCUGCUGCAGAUGCCGUCCGUGGUCAACUACUCGGGCCUGCGCAAGCGCCUGGAGAGCAGCGACGGCGGCUGGAUGGUGCAGUUCCUGGAGCAGAGCGGCCUGGACCUGCUGCUCGAGGCCCUGGCGCGCCUGUCCGGCCGCGGGGUGGCCCGCAUCGCCGAUGCCCUGCUGCAGCUCACCUGCGUCAGCUGCGUGCGAGCCGUCAUGAACUCGCAGCAGGGCAUUGAGUACAUCCUCAGCAACCAGGCCUACGUGCGCCAGCUGUCCCUGGCUCUGGACACAUCCAACGUGAUGGUCAAGAAGCAGGUAUUUGAGCUGCUGGCUGCCCUGUGCAUCUACUCCCCUGAGGGCCACGGGCUGACCCUGGACGCCCUGGACCACUACAAGACGGUGCGCAGCCAACAGUACCGCUUCAGCGUCAUCAUGAACGAGCUCUCAGACAGCGACAAUGUGCCCUAUGUUGUCACCCUGCUCAGCGUGGUCAACGCCAUCAUCCUGGGCCCCGAGGACCUCCGCACCCGCACCCAGCUGCGCGGGGAGUUCACGGGGUUGCAGCUGCUGGACAUUCUGACGCGGCUACGGGACCUGGAGGACGCCGACCUGCUGAUCCAGCUGGAGGCCUUCGAGGAGGCCAAGGCCGAGGACGAGGAGGAGCUCCUGCGCAUCUGCGGGGGCGUCAACAUGACUAGCCAUCAGGAGGUCUUCGCGUCUCUGUUCCACAAGGUGAGCUGCUCCCCGGCAUCUGCCCGGCUGCUGUCCGUGCUGCAGGGUCUCCUGUACCUGGAGCCCACCCUGCCCUCCAGCCAGCUGCUCUGGGAGGCCCUGGAGAACCUGGUGAACCGGGCUGUGCUCCUGGCCAGUGAUGUCCAGGAGUGCACCCUGGAGGAGAUGGUAGAGCGGCUCCUGUCCGUCAAGGGGCGGCCACGCCCGAGUUCCCUGAACAAGGCCCACAAGAGUGUCCAGGCCGACCUAGGCCAGAGCCGGAAGGACAGCGCACCCCAAAACAGUGGCUCCCUUAAGGCGGGUGUGGAGGAGCAGCAGCCGGAGGCCGGGCUCAGCGGUCUGCACCUCACCGUGCAGAGGGCGAACAGCUCUGUGGCCCCACAGCUGCAGAAACCCGCCCCAGUCCCACCGGCUCCCCCGCUCCCCGGCUCCUCCCAGCAGGGCCCCCCCCCCCCCCCACCCCCCCCACCUCCCCCACCUCCCCCCCUCCCGGUCCCAGGGUGCCCCCCACCACCCCCACUACCUGGCCAGGACGGGGGCCUCCCUCCACCCCCACCCCUGCCGGGUCCCUCCGGCGCCUCUCCGGUGGGGGAGGAGAUCAUCGUGGCGCACGCGAUCCCGGCCCAGGGCUCUGCCCCGAUCCCCAGCCACCGGCGAGUCCUCGCUCCCGCCCUGCGCAUGAAGAAGCUCAACUGGCAGAAGCUGCCGUCCAGCGUGGCCCGAGAGCAGAGCUCCAUGUGGGCCUCGCUGAGCAGCCUGGGCGCCGAGGUCGUGGAGCCCGACUUCUCCAGCAUAGAGCGGCUCUUCUGCUUCCCCGAGGCCAAGCCCAAGGAACGCGUGGCCGCCCCCGCCAGGAAGGAGCCCAAGGAGAUCACCUUUCUGGACUCCAAGAAGAGCCUGAACCUCAACAUCUUCCUGAAGCAGUUUAAAUGCUCCAAUGAGGAUGUCACUGCCAUGAUUCGGGCUGGGGACACCACCAAAUUCGACGUGGAGGUUCUUAAGCAGUUCCUCAAACUCCUUCCCGAAAAGCAUGAGAUCGAAAACCUGCACUCGUUCACGGAGGACCGCGCCAAGCUGGCCAACGCCGACCAGUUCUACCUUCUCCUGCUGGGCAUUCCCUGCUACCAGCUGCGGGUGGAGUGCAUGCUGCUGUGUGAGGGCUCGGCCGUCGUGCUGGACAUGGUGCAGCCCAAGGCCCAGCUGGUGCUCGCGGCCUGCUGCAGCCUGCUUACCAGCCGCCGGCUGCCUGUCUUCUGCCAGCUGAUCCUGAAAAUUGGAAAUUUCCUCAACUAUGGCAGCCACACGGGGGACGCCGACGGCUUCAAGAUCAGCACGCUGCUGAAGCUCUCGGAGACCAAGUCCCAGCAGAGCCGCGUGACCCUGCUGCACCACGUGCUGGAGGAGGCAGAGAAGGGCCACCCAGAUCUCCUGCAGCUGUCCCAGGACCUGGAGCAGCCCUCCCAAGCAGCUGGGAUCAACCUUGAGCUCAUCCGUUCAGAGUCCAGCACCAACCUGAAGAAGCUUCUGGAGAUGGAGCGGAAGGUGUCGUCCUCCAUCCCCGAGGUGCAGGAGCAGUACGCCGGACGUCUCCAGGCCAGCAUCGAGGCCUCCCGGGCGCUGGAUGAGGUGUUCCAGGCCAUCGAGGAGAAGAAGUUAGAGCUGGCGCGGUACCUGUGCGAGGACGCGCAGCGGCUGUCCUUGGAGGACACGUUCAGCACCAUGAAGACCUUCCGGGACCUCUUCGUGCGUGCCUUAAAGGACAACAAGGACUGGAAGGAGCAGGCGGCGAAGGCCGAGAGUAGGAAGCGGCAGCUGGCUGAGGAGGAGGCCCGGAGGCCACGGGGCGAGGACGGGAAGCCUGUCAGGAGGGGAGUUGGGAAGCAGGAGGAAGUGUGUGUCAUCGACGCCCUGCUGGCGGACAUCAGGAAGGGCUUCCAGCUGCGGAAGACGGCCCGGGGCCGAGGGGACGCAGAGGGGGGCGGCAAGGCAGCUGCCACGGACCCACCAAGGGACAAGGCGCCUGCGGCCACCAGAGUUCCCGCAGGAGGCACCGGCGGCCCCGCCUCUGAGCCCCAGGGCUGGGAUCUCUACAACGCCACUGCCCCUAGCCCACAGCCCACUGCAGACCCGCCACAGGGGAAUGGGCCUGGAUCCAUAGAGAGGCGUUCUUCCUGGUACACAGACGUCAGCGACAUCCUGACCACCGAGGACCCCCAGAACCCCCAGCCUUGUCAGGGCGCCUGGCCAGUGGUGCUGGGCAGUGCGCAGGCCCUGAAACCUCUCAGGCUGUCUGGUGACAAGCCCCCUGGGGCCACGGGGUCAGGCCAAGAUGCCGAAGACCCCACAGCCCCUCAAGGCGUCUGCCGGGCUGAGGCCGACAGCACCGUGGAGGGGACGCAGGAGGCUGACCUCCCUGCCACAGGCCCUGGCGUGGCUGGGGACGGGGAUGGGGACCAGGAGGACACAGCAGCCCCAGAUUCUGCACUGGACACAUCCUUGGACAGGUCCUUCUCUGAGGACACAGUCACGGACUCUUCAGGGUCCGGCACUCUCCCCAGGGCCCGGGGACAGGCCUCAAAGAGGAUGGGCAAGCGGAGGAAGAAGCGUCCCUCGAGGAACCAGGAAGGCCUCAGCCUUAAGCCCAAAGCCAAGUGAGAGAGCUGCGGCCGGCCCCACCGCGGCGGGUCCCCGGAGGUACUGCCGAGCUGGGCCCCUCCAGGGCCAGGCUGGAACCGGGCCCCUGGGAAACCAAAACUCUGUGCCUUACCCUCCGGGGAGGGGGGCCUCCCAGAGCUGCUUGGGGUGCUCUGGCUGAGACCCUAGCAGGCCCCAGCGCCCAGCCUCCCGGCCCCCUCCCAGACAGCCUGCACGCGCCCAGCCCCGCGUGGCCCGCUUUCUGAACGCUGGUGCGCACACCCCGCAUGCCCCACGGCACUGCCCGCAGGGGUGAGGAGCCUCAGCUGCGUCCCCAGGGCGCCUCUCCGCCCUGCCCUGCCCUCCAGCCCCCUGGCGCUCGGAAGCUUCUGGAGAUGGGCCCUCACAGACCUCUCCCCACAGAGCCACGGGAGCCAGGCAGAGCUGGAGCCCCCACACCCCCGCCCACUGCCUCCUGACCGAGCCCCGGUGCCCUGCUCCCUGCGCCCAGUUCUGCCUCAGCCUACUUACCCGGGCUGGGGCAGGGCGGUUUCUGAGUUGGAUUGUUUCCGUAUCUGCUCUUCUGCGGUAGCUGAGCUGGGCAUAGGUGGGUGGAGGACCCCCGGGCCUGUGGCAGGGGCAGGCUGGCCGGCGCGGUCCCUCUGCCCAGCAAACAGGUGGGGGAUCCUGUGGAGCUGGCCCCACCCCUGUACGCCCAGCCCUUGCUGCCACCGGGCCUGGCCGCCUUGUCACCAGAAUGAUCGUCGCUGUGGCUAUGGCUGCUGCCACCUCCAGAGGGACUGGGCUCCACCCCUGCUAGGCUAAGAGGAGGAGAGGACCCAAGCCUGGGGGUGGCCAGCCCCCCCCCCCGCCCCACCCCUGCCCCAUGUCUGUGCUCCCGAGGCUGGCGUACGGAGA